Messenger RNA from Mauremys mutica (yellowpond turtle), 5751 nucleotides. RefSeq names its product semaphorin-7A-like. NCBI's taxonomy places the organism in Eukaryota, Metazoa, Chordata, Testudines, Geoemydidae. The record is from RefSeq and is a predicted model, not a curated record. Bases 132 to 2033 code for a protein of 633 amino acids. The transcript is spliced from 14 exons. Gene Ontology annotation, biological process: positive regulation of cell migration; semaphorin-plexin signaling pathway; neural crest cell migration. Gene Ontology annotation, molecular function: chemorepellent activity; semaphorin receptor binding.
AAAAUGUGAAACUGCAGAAGAGCCCACCAGGAGCAGAACUAGACAGACAGCACCGAGCCGGCUCUGACAGCUCCUGCACAGUUAACAUCAGGAAGCAAAUUCGCUCCGGAGACGCUUGCACAGGCACAGAGAUGAGAUCGCUGUAUUUAUUCCUCCUGUCGGCGUUCUGUUCAGCCCAGAAGAUACCAAGACUGAAGUUUACCCUUAAAGACGCUCCUGUGCUGAGCUUCGAGAAUGGGGAGAAGUCCACAGUCCUCUUCCACGAUGCCGGGUCUGAGCAGCUGUACGUUGGGGGCAGGGGAGCGCUGCGCAUCUUGACAUAUAAGGAGUCGGAGGUCAACCAGACCCAGGUUCCCCUGUGGGCCGACGAGAAGGCAGAGAAGAACUGCAGGAACAAGCCUGGGGCAGUGCAGGCCGAGUGUGACAACUACAUCCGGGUAAUCCAGAGGCUGAACAGCAGCUCCAUCAUCGUCUGCGGCACCAACGCGGGUUCCCCCAAAUGCUGGUUCCUGAGCAAUGACACGACGCUGCAGCAGGACAAACGGGGCCAAGCCCUUGCCAUCAGCGGGGAGAGCCUCGCCCCGGCAUCGCCGUCUCAGCCGGCUGCAGCCAUCGCCGUGGAGGGCAGCCUGUACGCGGCAUUGUCCCGGGACAGAAGCACCAUCCAGAGGAGCUAUGGCCCAAGGAAGCUGCUGAGAACAGAAGACAAAUGGGUCGCCAAGGCAGAGUUCGUCACUGCCGCCUUGGUGCCGGGAAAGGAGUCCCACCUGGAUGAAAUCUACUUCUUCUACAACGAAGUCAACGAGACAGCGGGGCUGGAUGAAGAGCCGGUCAAAGCCCGGCUGGGCCGCGUGUGUAAGGUGGAUGAAGGUGGGAAGAGCCUCCUGGUUGAUUUCUGGACCACGUUCCUCCAGGCCAGGCUGGUGUGCGGCAGCCCCACCCAUCCCCAGCGCUUCAACCAGCUGCACGAUGCCGUGGUCCUGGGCGAGGGGAGGAGGGGCCAAGGGACGCUGUACGGGAUCUUCGCCAGCGCCUGGGGCACGACCGCCGUGUGCGCCUACUCCAUGGACAAGGUGACCCAUGCCUUCAAAACCUCCAGGCUCAAGGGCUACACCAACGUCCUGCCAGCGCACCGACCCGGCACGUGUGUCCCCUACAGUUCCCCUAGCGCCCCCUCCAAAGCUGUCCUCAGCAUCAUCAAAGAUCACCCCGAGAUCGAGACCGUCAUCUACCCCGAGGGGCAGCGCCCCCUGUACGUGCUGCAGACUAAUGACACCUACACCAAGGUGGUGGCCGACAGGGUCCUGGACGCCAGCAACACUUCUCGCACUGUCCUCUACCUUGGGACGGAUAAAGGGAAGAUCCACAAAGUCCUGGAGACUGGAGGGCAGACGAUCAUCAUCGCAGAGCUGAGCCCUUUCCGGAGAGACGCGCCCAUCUCUGGGAUGGCCCUGGAUGCCUUCACAGGGCACCUCUAUGUAGCCACUGAGUUCGAGGUGACGCGCCUGCCACUGGCAGACUGUGGGCAGUACAGGGAGACCUGCUGGAAGUGUGUCCUCGCCAAGGACCCGUACUGCGGAUGGGAUCCAGACGGCAAAAAAUGCUCGGCCAUCUCCCGAGAGUCAAAUGACACUGCCAGCAACUUCCUGCAGAGCCUGGACCCAGAAGCCGAGGACGUGUGUGAAGGUGCAGCAGAACAAGUAGCGCAGGAAGCCCUGAAAAAGGUGAGGGUGGACCCGACCAGCUACAUCUACCUCCCGUGUCCUCUGCGCUCCCACCACGCCAUCUACACCUGGGUCAAAGACGGCAGCGUGCAGUACCCCUGUGCCAUGGACGGGCACUCCUGCACGCUGCGCUUUGGGGAGAACGCCCCCAUGGGCCAGGGGCUGUUCAAAUGCACAGCCACAGAGGACGGCUACCUAGAGGAGAUUACUGCCUAUAAACUCACACUCAACGCUGCCUGUGUCCCACAGCUCUCCGUGACAGUGGCCGCUGGUGCUUUAUUCCUUGUCGUCACCAUCCUCUUGCUUUAGACUCUGCCGUCCAAGCGGAGAUCUCAUUCCACUGCCAAUGACAUCUCUUUCUUUUUCUUCUUGUAACCCUCCCUCCUGAAGAUUCUCCCUUUAAACCCCAACCAGAACACACGACGCUCUAGGAACAAAAUUCCAGGGGACUCCUCCGAACGUCCCAUCAGCAAACACAGCCGUUACGGCAGGGGUUUUGCUAGCCAUCGAUAACCCAGGAGCCUCCUUCCCGAAAUGUACGGCACGACUAAACUUGGCAGAGCUGGGGAGAGGGAUAGUUAAAGUAGAGGCAAGGAGGGUAAAUGGACUAUUUAUUUUGCUGCUCAGUGGGCCGGUAGGCCUGCUGCCAUGCCGAUCCCAGUUUAGCAUCCAGCUUGUCUGACGGGCACUGGUCCAGACUGGGAGUCUGCUUGUUCCAAGGCUGCUGGGCGAUAGGAUUUUGCUGGUUUCCAUGAUGUGGCUUCUUUAAGGAACAAUCCUCCAGGUGCUGCUGGGGGAGAGAUGAUGCAUGAGUGGGUCUCUUCCAACUGCAGCUGCUAGGCGCUAAAUCCUUUUAGCAUCCACGCUGUUUAAAGGGAAAGCUUCUCCGAUGAGCCCCAAAUCUGACCCGUUCAGAGUCAUGAUCCAGGCUGUUCUCUCUGUGGUCUUUUGGGCACAGUUCCCCUGAUUACCAGCCUGGCCUGUGUUUUCAAGGGAAGGGCGAGUGAUCAUCCAGACGCCCGCACUCUGAGCUUACGCUGGGGUAAAUGCAGAGUCACUGCGUUGACUUGGCGCUUCCAGUGACGGUUCCGCCUUCAAGCAAUCGUCUUCAGCUACCGUCUUGCCGUGGUUUCAAUCGGCGCCAUGCAGAGGCUGCUGCACAACAAACCGGUGGCCGUGGGAGGGAUCUAAGGCUUGAUUCAACUGGCUCAAGCAACUGCGCUGAAAAGGGACAGAUGGAGAAGGGCUUCCGGCUAGAGGGGAUUUCAGCUCGAAAAGGAAAAGGGAGAGAGGGAAAGUUAGCGGCUGAGCUCAGUCAUGCCUGUGUAAAUCUGGAUGGCACUCACAUGAAGAGGUGCGGGAGCCGAGUGGUAAAGACGGUGUCCUACCAGCUUGAAGGUUGUGGGAUGGGUCUUGCUCGAUCCCAUGCUAAGAUGAUCUCACCACUGCGAAAUGGGCACCUGCUCCAGCAGAUCAGGGCAGCCAGGAUCCACAUCAACCCCUGGUGUCCCGCUGGCUGUGAAAGUGAUGUGCCUUAACUGUGUCAGCCCAAUGAGCCGUUGGCUUGGGGAAGCUUUGCCUUUGCCUCCUGAGAAUGACUCCUGUCUGCCACUGCUGUCACGGAGAUCAGAAUCUGGCCCAGAGACCAGGAGAGAUCGAUUCAAAACUGGCUUUCAAUCUUGCACCAUUGCUUGUGUUCCACAGGACCAGCCAAACCAGUGCUUUGGGUGCUUGUGUGCAAUGGUACGGAAAGAGUUAAUCAUGUCCCCUUUCUCCGCCUUCUGUGUCCAGAGGGUACUGACCAAGCCAGUGCCCUGGUCGUUAAACUGCAUUGGCUAAAUUUGCAAGCAACCCUAAAAAAGCAAAGAACAUAAGAAUGGUCAUACUGGGUCAGACCAAUGGUCCAUCUAGCCCAGUGUCCUGUCUUCCGACAGUGGCCAGGGCCAGAUGCUUCAGAGGGAUUGAACAGAGCAGGGCAAUUUAUUGAGUGAUCCAUCUCCUGUCAUCCAGUCCCAGCUUCUGGCAGUCAGUGGUUUAGGGACACCCCGAACAUGGGGUUGUGUUCUAGACCAUCUUGGCUAAUAGCCAUGGAUGGACCUAUCUGCCAAGAACUUAUCUCAUUCUUUUUUGAACCCACUCCCAGUUAUACUUUUGGCCUUCACAACAUCCCCUGGCGGUGAGUUCCACAGGUUAACGGUAUGUUGUGUGAAGACGUGCUUCCUUAUGUUUGUUUUAAACCUGCUGCCUGUUAAUUUCAGUGCAUGACCCCUGGUUUCUGUAAAAUGCUGGUGAUUCUGAGCCAAAAACCAAAGUCACCCUUUCAGCAGGUUAGCAGCUCCACUGAGUGCCAAAACAGCUGUCCGCAUCUGCGUACUGCACAUCGGCCAGAUUCCAGCUGCUUCCUUCUCCGGAUUUUCAGCAAAGUAAUUUUUUUUAUCUUUGUAUAAAAUAGAUAUGAAAGUUUUUUCAAAAAAAAAUAAAGUAUGAGGAAAAAAAUCUCCCAGUCCCUAAACUGGCUGUAGUCAAUAGCUGUAUGAAUGUAGCUAAGGGCCCACGUAGUUUAAAAAAUCCCAGCCAAACAGGUAGGAUGUUAGAGUAACUCCCUUUGCUUGUAUUUAUCAGCUCUGGGUAUUUAUUUGGUAUUAUUAAAGAGGUAUUGUCUACAAAGCAUAAGGCUAGGCCCCAGGCACUUCUGUCACCGAGUCGCUGUGCGACAGUGUGCCUCAGUUUCCCCAUCUGUGACAUGGGGCUAAUGAUAGUGCCAAACCUUGCAGGAUUGUCACCAUUCAUGAGAUAAUGUUUGAAAAGCACAACAGAGGUGCUGUGUAUUACUUUAAAGUGAUGGGAACAUGGGAUGGUGUAUUGGGAGUCUCCGAAUCCCACUCUAUUGUAGUGGGGGCUGUCCCCAGAUAACCUCACCUGCUGGUCUAGAUCUGCCCUUAGAUUGGCUGGGAAGGAUUUCACUGCCUAGGAAGAUAAGCAUGUGUAGAGAGAGAUGUGUGGGUCGGAAAUUACCAUGACUGGCAGCCACUACCCAUAUGCUCCAGGCGGUGUGUGUGAACAGAAGAAUGUCCCAUUAUGGGGACAUUAAAGCACCUUAAAGACUAACAGAUUUAUUUGGGCAUAAGCUUUCGUGGGUAAAAAAUCCACUUCUUCAGAUGCAUGGAGGGCCAUGUUUCUGAUGCCCAGCCCCAUUCCACUUUUUGGCUCUGUGCUGUCUGUUUCCCUUAUUACCCCACGAUGAUGCUGAAGAGCGGGUGUAAAACUGGCCUCAUGGAGCAAGUAUCUCCCAGUGAGAUGGGGUGGGGGCCUGUUAAGGAAGAGGUUUAUAUUAAUAUUCAGAUAGGAAACCUGAAUGAGUUUCUUGAAGCAUGAUCGCAGGAAGUUCCAGUGUUGCCACUGUCAUAUCUGGUGUUUUCCUUAAAGCUCCAGCUCCUGGAAUCCUGUGAUUGUAGGAGAAUCUCAGCUGUUGUUUAAAAAAAAUAGGUUUCUAGCACAGAAAAGCUUGAAAACGCAGCCCCUGAAGGUUCAAAACCCAGAAGACAAAUGAGACGAGUGCCAGUUAUUGUUUUUUUUAAAAAACAAUCUCAUGAUUUUUUAGGGGCCUGAGCUGAUAUUUGCACUUUUGCGGUUGACGAUGCUGGCAGUCCCAUGUUUGCACCAGGUCGGGGUGCUGUAUAUUGGAAAAACACAAGUUCAUCUUUUUCCCUUUCCCGUUUGAUAGUAUAGAACUUCCGUCGCUGGAGGAAUGCAAAAAGCGACGAGAAGCUACCUUUAGCUGCCUCUUAGUAAACAAUCCUCUGCCCUUUCUUUUUGAAAGAAACAGAGCAGUAAAUGUUGUUCGGCUCCCUCCCACGGCAGAUGCUUCCACUUCUGCAGGACCCUGCUUUGCUGUGUAGCAAUCUGAAUAUGUCUGUGUUCCUCCCCAUUGUAACAUGUGACCCCCGCCCCCACAAAAAAACAACCUAUGUUCCGCUCUCUUCUGAGUCGAAAGAAAGUGUAACGCGUGCUGGGGAAUGGAAUAAAU